Messenger RNA from Fusarium sp. VM40, 252 nucleotides. Lineage: Eukaryota; Fungi; Ascomycota; Sordariomycetes; Hypocreales; Nectriaceae. The record is from the annotation of a GenBank genome assembly.
AUGACUGAUAAGGGCGAGAUUCUGGUUUUCACCAGGAAGGCCACCACAGCGGGGAAUGAUCGCAAGCUACAGAAACUUGUCGACGACUAUGAGAACAAGGGUAUCAUGAUUCAGGUGACUAAUAAGCAGUUGAAAGUCAUGUUCCCAGUAGGGAGUCAAGCUGAACGCGCGGCGACUUACACAGCAAAGAAUCUACGUGCUUGGAUGGAGGAGGAUGGGUUGUUAAAUGACUGGGAGCCUAAUGUGAAGUGA